This is a messenger RNA of Aegilops tauschii subsp. strangulata, 547 nucleotides long. RefSeq lists its product as uncharacterized. The record is from RefSeq and is a predicted model, not a curated record. NCBI's taxonomy places the organism in Eukaryota, Viridiplantae, Streptophyta, Magnoliopsida, Poales, Poaceae. Gene Ontology annotation, biological process: cell fate determination.
AACAGAAACAUAAUACAAUAUAGAGCAACCGUGCGCACAACUUAGUGACUAGCAUGGAGGCCAAGCUUGUAGUCAUCCUUGCGGCCUGCUUGUUGAUUUCCUUUAGCAAUGGAGGAGACGCACAGUGCACAGUGAAAGACCUCGUCGUCGCCCAGACCACCGCGCCGGCGCAGCCCGGAGAGACGUACCCGAAGCACGUGGUGACGGUGAAGAACACUUGCGUCUGCAUGCAGCUCAACGUGAAGAUGGACUGCGCGGGGUUCGACUCCUCUAUCGACGUCAUCCCUGCUGACACGAUCACGCCGGACGGCGACAAUGCGCUCUGCACCCUCAAUGGCGGUCGUCCGGUGUAUGGAAACGGCACGGUCACGUUCAGCUACGCGUGGAGCACAGACAUCAGCUUCCGGCCCGUCUCGUCGUACAUGGAAUGUUCCGUAGCACCAUAAUGUUUAAGGACUCAUUUCGCAAAAAAAAAAUGUUUGAGGACUCUAAAAACCAUGGAAAAAUAUACAGCUGGUGGUGGAAAGAAGGAAGCGUGGGAAAGAAA